Aphis gossypii (cotton aphid) is the source of this 2605-nucleotide messenger RNA. RefSeq lists its product as uncharacterized. Gene Ontology annotation, cellular component: neuronal cell body; axon; membrane. The record is from RefSeq and is a predicted model, not a curated record. Gene Ontology annotation, biological process: sensory perception of taste. Bases 592 to 1869 code for a protein of 425 amino acids. The transcript is spliced from 4 exons. Lineage: Eukaryota; Metazoa; Arthropoda; Insecta; Hemiptera; Aphididae.
UUUGUUCCAAGCUCAUUAUGAUAUAUAAUACCGCUUAAGAAUAUUAUUAUGUUUAAUAAAUCAAUAAAUGGUCAAGUCGAUAUUUUACUCUAUUAUAUUAUUUUUAGCACUCGAAUAUCGUUAAGAUUAGUUUAAAAGUAUAUAAUAUAAAACAAAACAAACGGGUAAAAAUAUAAUGUAAGUAUACAUCAAACGUCAAGUUGAGUAGAUAUGUAUAUUUCAUUUUUAUUUUUUUAAACUUAAUAAAGUAUUCAUUUUCCGUCUUUAGUUAAGAACAUGGCACCAAAAGGCCUGAAUAGAUAUAGCCAUAUAUAGGUAUGUAUAUUAUAUGUAAUAGUAAUGAAAUGAAAGGAAACAUUAUUAAACGCCACGAAGUCUCAAUCAAAUUUGACACCUCUGACCAAACGUAGGUAUACUUUGCCGCGGUUAUGUAUUAAAUUAUUGGCAUUUGCUACAUUAUAUCGUUAUAUAUUAUAACCUGCAGGUAUAAAGGAAGUGAAUAAUAGGUACACCAAUUAUCGGUGUUGCAGUAGGUAUAUUAUACAAAUAUAUAGUAAUAGAUCUUUUGAAAGUCGUCCAUCAUAGUAAUAAAUGGUAGUAAACAAUAAUAAUAAUAAUAACAAAUUGUCUGCUUAUUGGCCGAUCGCGUUGUUUUGGAGGAUGUUCGGCGUGUUUCCGGCAAACGCGCAGGACGGCAACCGGAACAGUAACACGUCUCUGCCGAUAGGGUCCACCGUGCUGUUGUCGGUGUCGUGCGUAUACGUGAUGUUCGUCGGGCCGGCGGUCGUCUGCCGGAUCGGCGAUAAGUGCAGCAGCGAGUCGAUCAGGAUUCUGAAGGAAAUGUACCCGAACAUAGCGAACGUGACGUCGAUGCUGGCGAGGAUCGCGCUGUUGUACUCGGUGACCGUGGGAUACGACAAGUACAGGGAGACGCUGGGGUGCUACGAGACGUAUGCGCCGACGACGGUGGCCGAGGCCGGCCGGUACCGCGUGUUCACCGCCGCGGCCGUGUGCUCGUGCCUGCUCCUGGUCGUGCCGGUCAACGUGCUGCGGCUGUGGAUGCUGUGGACGCCGGGCGGCGACGGUACGGCGCUGGUGGAGGGGAUCGUCUUCUACGCGUUUCUCUACGUCCAGAACGUGACCAUGUGCUGUUCGGAGACGCAGUUCGUCGAACAGUGUUUCUUGCUGUACUGCAAGCUGAAGACCGUCAACAACGACGUCGUCGUGCUGGGCCGGUCCGUCGGAUUGGCGCGCACUUCGAAACACUCGCGGUACGCCGCGAAUGCCGCAGCCGCCAACGCUGCAGCGACACCCGACGCGUCCGACGUCGCUGUUGCCGAAGAGCAGCUGCAGGACGCGCCGGACGGCGUCGCGGCGACCGCCGACGCUGUCGAGACGCUGCGGAUCAGACACUGGCUGCUGCGCGAAGCCAUCGGCUGUCUGAACAACGUGUUCGGCGUGCAACUCGGCAUGUCGGUGUGCGCGGUGUGCGUGAUGUCGUUUUUCGACAUCUAUUACGAGACGUUUCACGUCAUGGGCAAAUACGCCAUGUCCGGCCUCGUCGUUUACUGCUGGAUGCUGCACUACGCUUUGCGGUACAUGGGAAUAAUCCUGAUGUCGCAUUACACCACGAAGCAGGCUAUUUAUACUAAGACACUUAUAGCAAACUUAAAAAGUAAUUGCUUGGAUUGUAGUAUAAAUCAAGAGCUACAUUUGUUUUUGGAUCAGCUUUCUCAUAGUUCUGUCGAAUUCACAGCAUGCGAUAUAUUUACAUUAAACAUACGUCUCAUUAUUUCAACUUUUGCUGCGGGUUUAACUUAUCUUGUCAUUUUGAUACAAUACCAGACAAACAUGAAAAGCUCUACGUAGUGUAUGUAUACAAAUUAAAACUAUAUCAAUUUGGUACUAUUGAUUAAUGAUUAUAGAUUCUGUGAAGUAAAUAAUAAUACAUUAUUUUCUAGUUAUAUAAAUUUAAUUUAAUUGUACAUUAUGUUAGUGACUAAUGAGUAGGUAUAGCGCCUAUAUAAUAUAUUAUUAUACUAUAAUUGUAAUUUAGAUACCAAUUAACUAUAUUAAAUAAGUGUACGCCGAAACAAUAAUAUAAUGUAUUUAUAAACAUCAACAAACUAUCUUUAAAAAAAAUAUAAAAUUUAUCAUAUUAUUUAUAAUAAGUAAUAGAUGUACUCAAAUAAUCUAGAUUAACCUGGAAUGGAAUUAUAAAUUGUUCUAAAAUUUAAAUUAUUAUAUUGUAGAAUAUUAUAGGUUUUAAAUUUUGUUUUUAAGAAAUUGUUAAUCAAAUGAAAUAUAUUUUACAAUUAUGUUAGUUUAUAGUCUAUAAGAGAUUGUUUAGUUAAAUGUGAAAAGCAUUGAUUAUUGCUAUUUAUAUUUUAAAGGGCCUUAAAUUGGGGAAUUUAACUUUUCUUAAAAACACCAGGCACAAUCAUACAUCUUUAUCAAGAUUAUUAUUUGUUUAAGUCUUUUAUACUUAAGUAAAUUACUAACUUAUGUACAAAACUAAUACUUUAAAGUCCUAAGUUUUAUAUAUAGUAACUAUAUAGCUAUAUUAUAUUAUGUACUAGGUAUGUAGUAUACCUAUUGUAUAAUA